AUGCCGCUUGCGAGCGAGGAAGCUGUGGCAAAAGCCUACAACGCGUGUGCCAAGGAAUAUGACGAGGUCAUGAUUGCGGAAGUGAAGACGCCUUCGUACGAGCAACAGCUGGCCCAAUUUACAGACGCCGUGGCCCAAGUGAUGUGCGAUCGCCCCGCCCCGGACAUGGAGCGUGGGCGCUCGUCUUGGUGGGUGCUUGACAUGGCAUGCGGCAGCGGCAACAUGCUGGAGAUUGUGGAUGCCAAGCUCUCACAGCACACCGGCGACGAUACGCAACGUCAGGCCACAGCUACAGCAGAGCAAAUGGCGCAGGAGCAGGGUGCCCGCAAACCAAGGCUGCUUGGCAUUGAUGUGUCUGCGGAGAUGGUGGCCAUUGCCAAGACGCGACUGGAGCCGGUCGGACACGAUGCACAGCAGGGUACAAUGCUGUCACUGCCCACAAUUGACGACGGCACGUGUGCGGGCAUGAUCUGCUACUUUGCGCUGCACCACCUGGACGAAACACAGGUGAAGGCGGCGUUUUGUGAAUGGGCGCGCGUGCUGGCACCAGGCGCACCGCUGCUGCUCGGCUACUGGGUUGGCGAUGGCAAGCCUUACUUUGAGGAGGGCUUGCAAGUGGACAUUGUCAACCACAGGAGCGACGUCAUCGACAAGCUCUUGCUUGACGCCGGCUUCGCCAUCGAUCCAGAGAACGUGACGCAGCAAGAGUUCGAGUCAAUGGGUCUUUCUGCUCACUACACCAUGGCAACGCGCAAGGCUGGCCAGUGA
Messenger RNA from Salpingoeca rosetta, 768 nucleotides. RefSeq lists its product as uncharacterized. Lineage: Eukaryota; Choanoflagellata; Craspedida; Salpingoecidae. The transcript has a single exon. The record is from RefSeq and is a predicted model, not a curated record. The coding region runs from base 1 to 768 and encodes 255 amino acids.